UCUUCUAUGGGGAAGGAAAGGCUGGUGUUGGUCUUAAAUAACUUUGUGCUCAGUCGUCAUUCAGCACAAUCUAGUAUGCAUACCGUAAAAGAUAUUGUGCAUUACAUUGGCCAACUUUGAUUGUCUUGACUGAACUGACCAUGAUCCUGAGUCACACACCGCUGGAACUGUUUGGACUUUGAUGUUUUGAUUUACAAUCUGACUAAAAAAUAUGGUUCUUUUCAAUUUAUGUUCAUAUCAUGCUGCCUUGGUUUCAUUUAACCUCUACAAGGAUUCAAACAGGAAAUAAGUUACCAUUCAUGAUGAGCCUUAUUCGUGUAAUGCCAGCCAUGUUCUGGCGUGGUAUCAGCACAUCUGGUAGCUUGGGCAACAUCAAAGCAAUAGUGUCAGCGAGGCAACAAGCCAAGAUGAUGAACAAGUUUUUGGCUGCAGCUAAGAAAAAGGAAAGGCAGCUGCUGACGCCACUGUCCGUGGACGGCUCGGAGGGCGCCGAGGCGGACGCUGGCGUUGGCGCCGGCAGCGUGCGCGUGCGGCCGCUGCGCGCCGCCAGCGCCAAGCACCGGCACCGUCUGGAGGCGCUGAGUGCCAUCUACCUGGCGCGCGUCACCGAGCUGCUGAGCACGGGAGAAGUGCUGCCCGGCCUGCUGGACGACGGUGUCCUCAUCAGCAAGGUGCAGCUGUCUGGCAACAUGCGGCUGGUGUACGUGUUCUGGACGGCGCCGGCCAGCGCGGACGAGCGAGCCCUGGCCGAACGGCUGGAGGCCUCCUCCCGAGACGUGCGGGACGCGCUCACCCAGCAGCGCGUCACCGGCCACGUGCCUGGCGUCAAGUUCGUGCGCGACUCUGACAACACGGCGCUGCUGGAGGUGGAGCGGCAGUUGGCACUGGCUGACUUUGGACCGGACUUCGUGCCGACCGACCCGACCCACUUCGUCAAACGCCAGGGCGUGCUGGGCCGACCACUGUCCACCAGCCAUACGGCGGACCUGCUGAGCGGGAACCGCGCGCCCGCAGCCGGGCCGGGUGAGCCGGAGCCGCCCGAGAUGCCGCACUCGACGGGCGGUCUGAACCACGCCGCCAUCCUGGCAGAGGUCCAGCGGCGCAUCCAGCGGUCGACGGCGCCGCACCGCCAGGUCGCCGUGUACCCGGAGGCGGUGACGCCGGCGCCGCCACCGGCGCCCGGCAGCGAGCUCGACGAGCAGGCCUCGUUCGCCCGCUUCACCCGACAGCAAAAGUGGGCGCGGUUGCGCCGGGGCAGAGUCAAGAAAUCUGUCAGCGUGGAUGAAUGGGCGUUCUUAAAUAGACAAGAUGGUGAAGAGGACGUCGAUGCAGAAGAUCCAGCCGAGAUGCUCCCGGAGGACCGAGAGGACAUGGACCUCACGGGUGAACAGCCCACCCGCUGGUAGAACCCUGCCAGCAUGUAUGCGAUGAACGCCGUUUUGUUACAAUACACAUAACCGUACACUGA
Messenger RNA from Pollicipes pollicipes, 1468 nucleotides. RefSeq lists its product as uncharacterized. The record is from RefSeq and is a predicted model, not a curated record. Lineage: Eukaryota; Metazoa; Arthropoda; Thecostraca; Pollicipedomorpha; Pollicipedidae. The transcript has 8 exons. Bases 240 to 1406 code for a protein of 388 amino acids.